AUGAAAAAAAAAAAAAAAAAAGAAAUUUAUCACUGCCGGUUCUUUCUUUCUAUCUAUCUAUCUAUCUAUCUAUCUAUCUAUCUAUCUAUCUAUCUAUCUAUCUCGGUUCUUCUAUCUAUCUCUAUCUAUCUAGAUAGCUAUUUAUCUAUCUAUCCAUCCCAAUUCUUUAUGUUAUCAUACUCUCGCCGGAAGUCUCAGCACCAACUUCCUGCUUUUGGCUGUUUUCCUCAUCAACCACUGUUUUCUUUUUUUUUUUCCUUUUUGGUACUGAAAAGAUUUUUACGGACCAUAUUAAAAAAAUUUUUUUCUAUAUGUUUAACGGGAAGGCGCGUCGUUAUUUCUUCUCUUAUUCCAUUUAUUCCUUCCCAAAUCCAUUCGCGUGAUCAUUCUUCAAAUAUUCUGUCUCUCUUAUACUUUUUCCUUCACUCCAUUCUAGAACCUUGUCCAUUCAUUUCAAAUAUGGUUGAACGACGGCCAAAUCCCGCUUCGUUCAUUCUCCUUAUUCGCACGAUUCCAUCCGUUUUUGAUCAUGUAUUUUCUUUCACUGUCGUUUUUCCACAAUUUUUAAUUUUUUUUUUUCUUUAUUUCUUUCUUUCUUUCUUUCUUUCUUUCUUUCUUUCUUUCUUUCUUUCUUUCUCCUCUCUUCACUGUAUCAACAUUUUUAUCACCUAUUCCGGCAUCACCCUCCCCCGCCUUACCUCACCGAAUCUUCUUUCUACGUCUGCAAUCGAUCAGGUUGUUCUUAUUCAUCUCACCUUCUCCAUUUCGAAGGAUUCCCGCCGAGUUUGCCUCUGCACGCAUGCGCUUUCAUGCACCAACGGCUGUGUGGCCAACCGGGUGUUCACAUUAUUUUCUUUAACCUAUCUAUCUAUCUAUCUAUCUAUCUAUCUAUCUAUCUAUCUAUCUAUCUAUGUGAAAUCUGUAAAAAAAAAGAUAUUCUAUCUAUCUAUCUAUCUAUCUAUCUAUCUAUCUAUCUAUCUAUCUAUCUAUCUAUCUAUCUCAGUCUGUUAA
Acanthosepion pharaonis is the source of this 1011-nucleotide messenger RNA. The record is from the annotation of a GenBank genome assembly. Lineage: Eukaryota; Metazoa; Mollusca; Cephalopoda; Sepiida; Sepiidae.